Messenger RNA from Lindgomyces ingoldianus, 1818 nucleotides. RefSeq lists its product as uncharacterized. The transcript has 10 exons. The coding region runs from base 1 to 1818 and encodes 605 amino acids. Lineage: Eukaryota; Fungi; Ascomycota; Dothideomycetes; Pleosporales; Lindgomycetaceae. Gene Ontology annotation, biological process: RNA export from nucleus; protein import into nucleus. Gene Ontology annotation, molecular function: phospholipid binding; structural constituent of nuclear pore. The record is from RefSeq and is a predicted model, not a curated record. Gene Ontology annotation, cellular component: nuclear pore central transport channel; nuclear pore.
AUGUCGUUCGCUUUUGGAACAGGCUCUACGCCUAACAAGCUUCUCUUUGGUGCUGCCAAUACCUCUGGAGGCUCCACACCCUCUCUCUUCGGAAGCACGACAAACAAUGCAAAUGCAGGCUCCAACACCCCGGCCUCUUCGAACAGCUUCAUCGGUGGAAAUUCUGGCUCAUCCACCCUCUUCAGUGGUGGCUCAUCCUCAAAUACUCCAGCUGCGAGCAAGCCAAGUCUCUUCGGCGCGAUUCAACCAACCUCGGGAGCAACGCAGCCAAGCUCAGGCACCUUCCCCUUUGGCAAUAAUGGAGCAACUAGCGGGACCACCUCAAAUGCUCCAUUAUCUCUGUUUGCAUCGAAACCGGCAACUACAUCUGCUUCAUACUCGCCAGGUCUCUUCGCACCUGCAAGCUCUAGCUCCGCACCUGCGAAGCCGUUAGGAAGUACCCCAACUAGUCAAGAUUCUUUUAACUUUGCCACUGGUAGCUCAAAUCUAUUUGGGGGGCCUAGUAGAAAUACGGCUGGCGGUUCAAAUCUUUUCGGAGUGAACGCUAACCAGGGUGGCCCUUCGCAACAAUCGAAUACGUCCACUUCUUCAACCCUGUUUGGGACUCAGGCAACACCAAAGCCAUCUUUGUUCAAUGUUAGUGGUACAGCACCUGCGCUCUCUACACCAUUCAGUUUGGGAUCAACUCCAGCAGCCACCCAACCAGCAAAUCCUCCAGCAUCCACAGGGGCUCCGCCAAGCAAUAUCGGAGGCGGAAGCGCUGGCAAUCUCUUCAAUCUAGGCAAGCCCAAUGGACCUACGCAAGGCUCAAUAGCUGCAACCUCUAGCGCACCUCCUAUUACUUCUGCUGGAGCCACUCCUACUCUUUUCCCAGGCCUCGGAAACAACACGACAACAAGCUCUGCUCCAGCGUCCACGAAUACUGCAGCCCCAUCCAUGUUCUCCGGAUUAGGAAGCAAAACAACAACCACAUCCGUGCAGCCUUCUACCUCAACUACAACCACAGCACCUGCUGCUGCUGCAGCUAGAGGAACAAGUGGUAAUGGCACCGCAAACCCACCCCCUGCCACCAGCGGCCCUACUGGAGGCGACGCAACUAAAACCACAACCACCGGGCUUGGUAGUUCAACCGCCGGGCCCACGCCUUCCACCCAAUCCCGCCUCAAGAACAAAUCCAUGGACGAAAUCAUAACGCGCUGGGCAGCAGACCUUUCCAAAUACCAAAAAGAGUUUCAGACACAAGCCGACCAAGUCGCGCUAUGGGACCGCGCCAUUGUCGAAAAUUCAGACAAAGUCACAAAACUCUAUUCCAAGACUUUCCAAGCUGAACGCGAUGCUGCGGAACAAGAGCUAGAAGCUUAUUUAGACAAAUAUGAGAAGGAAGUCGAGGGCAUGAUGCAGAACCAUGGAAUGAGUGGAAGCGGGCGUUCGGAUGUUGAGAAAAACAAUUCUGAUCCUGAUUCUGACCCGUUUACUAGGUACAAGCUUGCCGAGAAAUUGCAAGAUCGGCUUAAUGAGCUAAACAAGGAUCUCACAGAGAUGAUUGAGGAGAUUAAUAGCACGAGUCAGACGCUCAGUAAGACGGGCAAGCCGGAUGAUCCUUUAACGAAAGUCGUCCGCGUCCUCAAUGGCCAGCUCGCUCAACUCCAACUCAUUGACUCCGGCGCUUCACAGCUGCAAGACAAGAUCAAGGCCACCCAGAAGGAGAGCCACCGUGUUGGAGCUAAUGGUUGGAAUGGUCUUGGCACAGAUCCGACUGAAGACUUCUAUCGGAGCUUUAGGGGUGGAAGGGGUGAGCGGUUUGGAGGAGUCUCGUGA